This is a messenger RNA of Cucurbitaria berberidis CBS 394.84, 2166 nucleotides long. RefSeq lists its product as uncharacterized. NCBI's taxonomy places the organism in Eukaryota, Fungi, Ascomycota, Dothideomycetes, Pleosporales, Cucurbitariaceae. The transcript has a single exon. Gene Ontology annotation, biological process: DNA repair. The coding region runs from base 1 to 2166 and encodes 721 amino acids. The record is from RefSeq and is a predicted model, not a curated record.
AUGGAGCCCGAACUGCCUGUACAUGUACAAUCGUCCUACACCAAUGCGCCAUCGCCAACAGUCAUCCACGCCCCUCAAACUUUAUCAGAGGGAGAUACCGAGGUAACGACCGAACAUGAGCACUCAGAAGAACGUUCACUUGCGAUUACGAUUAGCGAAGAACAACUGUAUGCGAUAGCCCACCGUUUGAGUAUCAGGCCGCUUCUCGGCUCAGCCAAAAGUGAACCGAGUGGACAACCAGAGGUAUGGGCAGACGGACGUCAAGAGCUCUGCGAAACACUGCAUUACUAUCGCGCGUACCAAGGCGCCUGCUAUUCCACGGGCGGCUUUGUUCGAGGCUUCAUGUUCGAUAAGGUUGCCCAUCCUCGCGACUACAUCGAUAGUAAUGUCGUCAUAUCAAGAGCCGGUGGAGGGUUAACCAAAGACAAAGACUCUGGUGAGAUGAAAGUGGGGAGAGAUCAAGUCGAAGACACGGUUGCACAGGGUUUAAGGAACUGUAUGAACCAGUUCAACCCAGUUGUGAUUAUUACCGGAGUCGACAACCCCCACAUCCCCUCAAAGCCACCGCAUCAGUACUGCGUAUUGGACUACUUCAAGCCCACGCAUAUAUGGGUCGAGAAAAGCGGCAGAAGCAAGAUUGUGAGAUAUCGGUUUGAGAAACUCAACACAAAGAAGGACUCCUGGUGGUCUCCGACACAAAAGGAUAUGACAGACUCUGUCGAUCUUGGCUCACUUCCUCCUCCAAUUGAAAAGGCUUGCGAAACUUGUGGUGUGUCGUCUCCGCAGAUAUAUCUGAAUGGUUGGAUGUGCCUGCAGCCAGCAUGCAUGUUGUUCUGGAAUAUUAUUGCUUCAGACACUAAGGCGAACUACGAACCCGAUGAAGCGUCUCUCACCUACGAUCCGCGUUUCCUCAAACAGAAGACGCCAUGGCACAAUGAUGAUCACGAGUAUCCACUCGUCUCGAACAACGUUGAGCUAUCCGGCCACUGUGUUCCAGGUGAAGAUACAUCACAGGCGUUCUGGCUCGGCAUGGUCUGUCCUGAAUGUGGGCGAUGCAUAUCCCGGCUCAGUUGGAUGGGCUGGGAAUGCCAAAAUCCUGCAUGUGGAUUUAGGAAAGAGCCUACCCACACUCUCAUCCCAGCUGUUUCGCUCCGUGAGCCGCUCUGGCCACUCACGAACAGCUAUCCGCUGUCCAGAGACACGACAGUACCGUCAAUUGAUGUUCGUGUGUCCUUCGUUCAUGGCUACCGCAUCAACCGAUACAGUAUUCCGGGCAUUACCGGCUUCAUAACGCACAUGAUCGCCAACAAAAUCGUGGUUGAAGAAUCGGGUGGCCCUGACACGAUGUUCGAAGAGCUGCAGCAAACAGAUAUCGGACUCAGGAGACGUUCGAUGCCGAAUGGCCAGCUAAAGGGGCCGAACUAUUGUCGCCAUUUCGCAGUCAACUAUGGGAUGCCGUACAAAUUCAUCGCUGCAACUGCCUCGCAGUCGUUCAACGACGCAGCGCGACCUAUCACCGCCACGCGAAGUAGAUUGAACUGGGCUGCCAAACUUCUGUUAGCCCUAGAAUCCAACCAGAGUGUGGACGACAUCGAGAAAGGCUGGAAAGAGAAGGAAUUCAACGAAGUCCUCGCCCUCGGCUACUUCGAACAGCAAAAGAUCAACUACCACGACGACGGCGAAUACGGUCUCGGCCCUACUAUUGCAACUCUCUCACUCGGCGCACCAGGGGCCAUGCGCAUCCGCAUGAAAGCGCGCCACUACCACGGCGUCUCAUCUGCAGGUGUAUACGACGACGCGCCGCCGCUCCCGGGCUGCCAGCAAUACGCCGCUCGCCUCGCCCUCCAACCUUCCCUCGACGCGCUCAAACUCUCAGACUCCAGAGGCUAUACUGCUCGCCGCAAAGAGAUCCCCAAAGAACUAAAGCUCAAGAGCUCAGGCAAUGCAAAGGACGUGUUGAACAUGCUGCUUGGACACGGCGAUAUUGUGGUUAUGCAUGGCGCAGAGUUGCAGAGGUAUUAUGAACAUGCUGUGGAGCAUGCGGGAAAGCUGCGGUUUGCACUUACUUGUCGGUACAUUGACCCCCAGUCCCUCAAGGAAGCUGAUAAGCCGGACUAUGAGGUCGGACCUGAUAUGGACGGAUAUGACGGAUCUAGGCUGUGCUAA